Molecule: messenger RNA, 5389 nt
Organism: Amphibalanus amphitrite
Lineage: Eukaryota; Metazoa; Arthropoda; Thecostraca; Balanomorpha; Balanidae
Product: SLIT-ROBO Rho GTPase-activating protein 1-like
Exons: 16
Coding region: 276-3761 (1161 amino acids)
Biological process (GO): signal transduction; negative regulation of cell migration
Cellular component (GO): cytoplasm
Molecular function (GO): protein binding
Source: RefSeq, a predicted model, not a curated record
AAUUAAAGCUUAUUUUCUUCAAUUAAUUUCAAUUGCCCGUGGCCAGACGGGCCGGUCUGUGAGACCUGUGAAGCUGGACCAUGAUGGCUCAGUUUAGAGGCUAGGGAUGAACAACAGCAAAUGAGUUGUCACACUCACUUUCACAUUUCAGUAGAGUACCUAUCUCUCGAUUGUUUUUUGAAAUGCUCAAGUCUCUGUUGAAGCCAGAAGAUUUAUUUUCGUCAUACUAGUAAACUGAUUGGCAGUCUUUGUUCUGUGCUGUUAAAUGGUCAAACAUGUCUUCAGAAAAGAGAUCAUCCAAGAAGGAAUCUGGCUUUGAAGGCAUCAUAAAAGACCUGAAGCAGCAGCUGGCGGAGCAGUUGCGCUGCCUGGACAGUCGGGCUGACACGCAGGCUGCCGUCCUCUUGGAGCUGCAGGAGUUUUACCGGCGGCGCGCCGACGUGGAGCAGGACUACAGCCGCGGCCUGGACAAGCUGCACCGCUCGCUGACACAGCGCCACAAGGAGCUGAAGACCAAGCGGGAGCAGGCGUCGCUGCUGUCCUCCCACGGCUGCUGGCAGCAGCUGCAGCAGCAGACGCAGCUGGAGGCGCGGCAGCGCGCCACCCUGGCCGACAUUUACGGCACGGUGCUGCCGCAGAAACUGGCCCGGCUCGGCGACGACCUGCAGCGCGCACACAGACGGUGCCGUCAGAUAUGCACCGAAUCACAUGAGGAGAUACUGAAGCUCAUCAAUGAGCUGCAGGAGUCGACCAAGACGUACAACACGUACUACGCCCUGUUCAGCGCGGCCGAGGCCAAGCUGCAGUACGUGGUCAACCAGAAGGCCAAGCUGGAGGUGAACCUGCCGGAGGACAAGCUGGACAAGUCGCGGAAGUUCCGACUUGUCGAGAAGGAGAUCGUCAAGCGGCGGAACAAGUACCAGGACACUCGCCUCCAGGCGCUGCGCGCGCGCAACGACUUCCUCCUCUGCCUGGAGGCGGCCAACGCCACCAUGCAGCGCUUCUUCGUGGAGGACCUACCGGACACGCUGGACUGUGCCGACGCCGGGGUGCACGCCACGCUGGGCCGCGCGCUACUCAUGGCCUGUGACGCUCAGGAGGGUGUACUGGCCGGCGAGCGACAGGCCGUGGACGACCUGCGGCGCGCGGUGUCCCAGCUGGACGCGCGGCUCGACAGACAGAGGUUCAUGGAGGCCAACAACGCGCCGUUCAUGCUGCCAAAGAAGUUUGAGUUCAUCCCGUACAAGGGCGAUAUUAUGUCUCGCUACGAUGUGGACCCGGCGAUCCUGGAGGAGACCCGAUCGCGGUACGACGCGCUCUGCGGCCGCAUCGAGACGCUGAAGACGGCGACGGCCGAGCAGUGGAAGACGAUGGAGACGGCCGAGCGCAGUCUGCUGGCGAUGGCUGCCACGGCCGAGCUGGACUGUCGGGCGCAGUUCGCGGCCGGCCGUGACCCGCCGCCCCGGCCCACCGAGACGGCGCUGGCCAAACAGAGGGGCGACCAGCUGGAGACGGCGCAGUUCUACGUUACGAAGUUUGCCGAGCUGGUGUCCGACUCUCGGCUGCUGGCCAGACUGCAGGUGAAGCGCGAACUUCUCCGCUCCGGUCUAUCCGAGCACGCGCCGGAGCUGGAGCGGCCGGCCCGGCCCGUGUGUGCCCCCCGGCCGCGUCGACCGCGACUGGGCCGACCGCCCACCGACGGCCAGCCGAGACUGUUCGGCGGCAGUCUGGAGGAGUAUGUGGAGCUCAGCGGACAGGAGAUUCCGCUCAUAGUGCGCUCCUGUGUGCGUGUCAUCAACCUGUACGGGCUGCACCACCAGGGCAUCUUCCGCGUCUCCGGGUCACAGGUGGAGAUAAACAGUUUCCGCGACAGUUUCGAGCGCGGCGAGGACCCGCUGGCCGAUGUGUCUGACGCUUCUGACAUCAACUCUGCGGCCGGAGUGCUCAAACUGUACCUCAGGGAGCUCCGGGAGCCCAUCUUCCCCACGCCCUACUUCGACCAGUUUAUGGAGAUCGCACAGCUGUCUGACCCGGAGGAGCGGACGGCCCGGCUCCGCGAGGUCAUCUCCACCCUGCCACACUCGGUGCAGCUGGUGAUGCGCUACCUGUUCGCCUUCCUCAGCCAUCUGUCCGAAUUCAGCGACGAAAACAUGAUGGAGCCCUACAACUUAGCCAUCUGCUUCGGGCCCACGCUGCUGCCGAUCCCCGAGAGUAAGGAUCAGGUGCAGUACCAGAACCUGGUGAACGAGCUGAUGAAGCACAUCAUCCUCUGCCACGAGGAGAUCUUCCCUCACGACGGCGGACCGGUGUACGAGAAGUACAUCAGUCGGCAGAACCACCAGACGGAGGAGAUUGGCGAGGCGCCCUCAGAGGUGUCCGGGGGAGCCGGGGACGGCGGCGACGGCGAGCCGGACGCCCAGUCGGAGGACGAUGUUGUUCUCAGGGCAACGGAAAAAGAUCUUAGCAUGCGCAUUUUCGGAAAGUGUGAGCAGUUGGAGGCGGUGGCUCAGUACGACUUCACGGCCCGCUCGGUGCGCGAGCUUAGCUUCCGCUGCGGAGACGUACUCACUCUGUACCGUCAGGUGUCCCCCGACUGGUGGAAAGGGCACUUCCGCGGCCGAGACGGACUCGUGCCCGAUAAAUACAUCAUGCUGAAAAUCAGGGACGAGGAGCGCACCAGUCUGCUGGAGCCCAGUCCCGGUCACCGUGUCACCGUCACUGUGGUCACCGGACCGGCACCGGCCUCGUCCACAUCCACCCUGUCCACACGGUCGACCGCGUCAGUGGGGUCCGACUCGGCCCCGUCCACCAGCGAGCCGGCCGUCCACGAGCAGCAGCUGUACGACCAGCAGGAUCGCCAGCAGCAGCUUCAGCAGCAGGAGAGAGCAGCGCCGCCCGAGAGACCGGAGUCGGCUGGCGGCGGCGGCGGCUGGGUGCCCGACCGGUGCGCCACCCUGCCGCGCGGCGGGCGGCCCACACCGGCCCCGCGCGCUUCCUCACUCUCCACACUGCACCAGCCGACGGCAGGCGUCACCACGGUCCGUGUGAGCGUCCCCGAUGACCGCGAGGAGGCAGACUCGGAGACGGAGCGGCUGGAGCGCGCCAUCAGAGAGAUGGCCAUGGUGUCGGAGCGGCUCCGGGCCGGUCAGCUGUCUCCUGAGGAUGAGCCGGGAGAGGAGAGCGACCCGCCGCCUCCUGCGCCGGCCAGUGCGCGCGCGGCACCGCGCCGACCGCCGGUGGCCGCUGUAAGACAGGAGCCGGAGUGUUCCCCGCCGACCAGCGGCAGCGUGCUGUCUCGGCGAGCGCUGUGGGAGACGCGCGCGGCGGCCGCCGCCGAGCCGGCCGGCCGGCUGGCGCUGAAACACACGCCGGAUCUGGUGCUGGACCUGCCGGCGGAGUGGCACCGGCUGCAGCGCACCUCGAGCGGCUCGUCGGAGGAGGGCGCCGCCCCCGCCCCCGCCCCCGCUCCCGCCCCCGCCGCGGCCCCGUCCACUGCUGCCGAGACGUUCGCCCGUCAGGACCAGUGCACGGUUCGCCGCGGCGGCCGGCCGGUACCGGUGCGGCCCGGCCCCGUUGUGCGUCCCCUGCUGGGCGGAGCUGGCAGUGACGCGGCCGCUGCUCGGCCCGUGGUGGCUGACCCGACGCCGGCGGGCGAUCAGCCGGCGCUGCUGCGGCCUCAGGCCAAAGUGAAGCCGCAGCCGGCCCGCAAGCCGAGCCCGAAGCACCGCCCGGCGGCGGCCAAACCUCUACCGGAGGAGUGAGAGCAUCGGUGGACGUGGUCUGCCAUAGCUAGCACAGUGGCCAACCGCCCAGCGGACGGGACCAGUACAUACGACAGCGGUCAAUCGGCCAGCGGACGGGGCCCGCCCUGCGGACGGAGCCAGUAAGUAUCACGGCAGCCGACGACCGCUGAGGUCCGUCUGAGGCCCGCUUGGGACAGCGCAACAGAUGUGUCGGGUCUGAGUUCAGGAUGAAAGCCAAAUGUUGCUCUCUAGGUUGAGUCUUGCCAAUUAGCGAAUUCCAGUGGAAACUGUUUUAGAAUAGAAAGUUGGAUCUAGGUAUAUUAAAGAUGAUGCGUUGUUACCACCACGUUGUGGCUAAUUGUUGAUAGAUGACUGUCUUUCAUUUGCAUUUCAAGUGCAUUACUAAGACAUCUAUCAGAUACGGUGCAACUUUGGGUAGCUUUGAUGCUCUAGGAAAAAUUGUGCACAUGUGCACAAGUAUGUGUAGUUUUAAAAGACCAAAUUGAGCCAAUACCCACUCUACGUGAAUCUCUUUCAAACUUGUCAAUGGAGUUCUGCUCUUAAUUUGUUGAAGACUGAAUGAUGGCAUGUGGUCUGCUGGGCGCUUCCUGUGGCAGAUGUGAGGCGGUGUUUCUUUUAAUGGUUUCGCAAUUUGGCAGCUGGCAGCUUGGGUGCUCGUUGGACCUGAUCAAGCCUCCAGUUUGCAGUGCGGGUCGUUUCUAAGUUACGUGAGUUUGGUUUCCUGAAUAGGUUCAAAGUUGCACAACAAAAUAAUAUGUGGGCCUAAAGCAGGCGUCAUUUACUAGUAAUACUAGCAAUCUCAUAUGGCUCCAUAACCUUUAACGCUGCAGCUUUGGGACCGCUGGCCACUGAACGCUCUCAUUGUAGCCCAAUAGGGUAUCGGACAGGACGCUCUUCUUUCGUUUCUCGUCUGCUCAGAGCGAUGGGUUUGUGUGUGUGUGUAUUGAAACAGGUGCUACUCACGAAGGCACCGGACCAGAUGUGUUGUUGGUUAAUCGACGUCGCACUCAGUAGUUGUGGUAGAUGCUCGGGUUAGGUGGUCGAGCCAGGGACAGGGGCGUGACACGAAUUCGAUGGACGCGGAAAGCCCUAAAGCUUCCGAUGGUUGAUGGCAUGUUCACUGUUGCCGCGUUUGGAGCGUUUUGUCGGACCAAUCAGUUAGUUCAUGUGUUAGGUGUGUCUGGAGGCAUUGAUCGCGUUGAUGUGGACAUUGUUAACCUAUCCGCAGUGACGACGUGUUUAAUUGUAACAGCUUCGUACUAUACCAGCUGAGAUAUUAACGCUUGAACGGGCCGCCGUGGGCCCAACAUACUCCCAUAGUUAAUGUUAGGCGGGCUGCCCCAGUGUGGUUCAGACCCCAUUCGGACAUUACUCGUGAGUGUUAGUGAGAUAUGGGCAGCUAGCCCCCGAGAAUCUCUAUAGGCGCGUUUGGAGUUUGUGUAUAUAUGUUGGUGUUCGAAUUUGUACGAAUGGGCACGAGCUGAUGUCCCGUGUUACUGUUAACGAGGCGAGUUGAGUUAGAGAGCUACAGCUAUAGAUCGCAACAAACCUGUGAUUUUAAUAAUCGUUUAUGUAUACUCUUUGAGAAUGUUUUCUCUACGUUAAUAAACUGACAAACAUAUAAA